CGCGUCAUCGACCGAGCGCUGGUCAGGAAGCUUGAGCGCGAGUGACGUCCCGGCGGUCAGCCGCGUCUUCGGCCGUGACGUCAGUGACGCGUGCCCGCCCGCCCUCCAACUCCAUCCCAGUCGGCGCAGGGCGACAGCUGCUGCCUACUUGCUCCGCGAACUGCUCGACAAUGGCGUGGAAGUCCGGCGGCUGCAGCCACGCGGAGCUCGUCAACAACCUCCGCAAAAAUGGAAUCAUUAAGUCGGACAAGGUCUACGAGGUCAUGCUGGCCACCGACCGGAGCCACUUCUCCAGGUGUAACCCGUACAUGGACUCGCCACAGUCCAUAGGCUACCAGGCGACGAUCAGCGCUCCUCACAUGCACGCCUACGCCCUGGAGCUGCUCCACGACCAGCUGUACGACGGCGCCAAGGCCCUGGACGUGGGCUCCGGCAGCGGGAUCCUGUCCGUCUGCUUUGCUCGAAUGGUGGGACCUGAAGGGAAGGUCAUCGGAAUCGACCACAUCAAGGAGCUGGUGGACGACUCCGUCAACAACGUGAAGAAGGACGACGCCAGUUUGAUCACGUCGGGCCGCAUCACGCUCACAGUGGGGGACGGCCGCCUUGGUUACCCAGAGGAAGCUCCCUACGACGCCAUUCACGUGGGCGCCGCCGCACCCAACGUCCCGCAGGCCCUCCUGGACCAGCUGAAGCCCGGCGGGCGGCUGAUCCUGCCCGUGGGCCCGGCCGGGGGGAACCAGAUGCUGGAGCAGUACGACAAGCUGGAGGACGGCAGCACCAAAAUGAAGGCCCUAAUGGGCGUGAUCUACGUGCCUUUGACGGACAAGGACAAGCAGUGGUCCAGGGACGAGCUCUGAGGACGCUCCACACUGCCCUCUGCAGGAGACUCAGCUCGGGGGUGCGCCCCCCCCUCCCCCGCCCCGCCCCGCCUCCCUCCACUCCGAAGCAUCUUCAAAACUUUUCUGUUUGGACCGAGCUUUGCUGCGAGGGGAGACUGCUUCAAGUUGGACACGAAACUGCGGAGGACGUUUUGUUUUUCCUGCAUCUUCCUCUCAAGACCUGACGUCAGCACCAUCUCGCUGCGAGCUGUGUGCCGGCGCCGAGCCUGUGUGUUAGUGUGCGUGUGUCCGCGCGCGCAUGUGUGUUUCACAGCCGACAUCAUUACUUCCAGACCGCAGUAUUGACCGCACACGCUCUCCUGGAGCCUCCAAAGAGAACAACGUCGCCCCCUUCAGGAGCGCGGUGUCGCUCUCUGCGGGCGCCCGUCAUCUGACGCGGGAGUCACUGCUUUGCCAAAACACACUUCGAAGCAAAUGUCUGUUCUUAGCACAGUGGAGUCGGAGAGGCGCCGCCUGGAACGGAACACCACAAUAAAGAUGCUUGACUUUCUCUGGGCUCCUGGGCUCGUCGCUCCAAACCCAACACACACACACACAGACCAGGGUGAAUCAUCCGAGUAUAUUUGUAGCUUCACAGGACAAACAUUUCUGAAUCGACAAGAACAAAAGGAGAAUCUGGAGAGAAGGAGGGGUCAUUUUAACAGAUGACGUGACUUCACUGCCAAACAAACGCUCCCUUCUGUUGACAAUCACGUUUUUUCUUCCACAUGAAUCGGAGUGUUUCAGCUAGAAAACGCUUCCUUCUGAGUAUGCUUUUAAUCUAUGUCAGAUUUAGGGUUUUUUCUUGAACACUUCAUGGAAACUAAAACUAUUCUGUUGUGGAACUUGGCAGGACAGUAACACCAACCUGAGGGAAUUGAAAAACACGUGAGCUCGGGUCACAUGACCUGCGAGGAUGGAACAGAAGCACUUCCGGUCUCCAGGGCGAGAGCAGCUGUGUGGGCGGGGCUACAGGUACAUGCCGUUGAUGAGGUAGUCAGACUCCUCGGUGGUCAGAGGCCGCGCCUUCUUCAUCUUGUGGCGCACCAACCGCAGCCUGCAGCCGAUCAU
Synchiropus splendidus (mandarinfish) is the source of this 1949-nucleotide messenger RNA. It is a transcript of the gene pcmt1, whose product is annotated as protein-L-isoaspartate (D-aspartate) O-methyltransferase. The transcript has 8 exons. The record is from RefSeq and is a predicted model, not a curated record. Gene Ontology annotation, biological process: protein modification process. NCBI's taxonomy places the organism in Eukaryota, Metazoa, Chordata, Actinopteri, Syngnathiformes, Callionymidae. Gene Ontology annotation, cellular component: cytoplasm. Gene Ontology annotation, molecular function: protein-L-isoaspartate (D-aspartate) O-methyltransferase activity. Bases 171 to 857 code for a protein of 228 amino acids.